GACACGUAAGAGCAGACAGUUGACUUCUCUGCUAACUUCACUUCAACAGACCUCGACACAAUGGCAGACCUGCUCGGAGGACAAUUCGGUCCAAUAAUGGACGCCACUAAGGAAAUUCAGGAUCUGUGUGAUCAGGUGAAGUCUGAUGUGGAGAACAAGACAACAAAGAAGUAUCAGGAAUACAAAGCAGUUAAAUACAGGAAUCAUUUUGUCGCUCGGCUUGUGACAGGAACCAUAUACCUUAUCAAGGUUCAUGUUGGAGGAGAUGACUACAUUCAUAUGUUUAUCUUCCGAUAUCUUAACGGAGGAGAGGUUGCGCUACGUGAUGUAAAGGAUCAUCAGACCAUAGACAGCCCCCUCGAACCUUUUUAGAAACUGAUCCCAGAACCAGUCUCACCAGUAAAAUCCUUAAAGGCUGCAGUCUCACGUUAAAAUCUUCUGCUUCUUUAUUCUGACAUGAUUUAAUAUUGAUUUUGAAUGUUUUAACGCUGAGAGAUGAAGACAUUUGGUGGAAUGCACUAAGAUGAAAGCUUUAAAAUGAUUUAUAUUUCUUUUUCCUGUUUGCUCACAAUGUCCUUUAACCCCAAAUAAAUAUCCUGCCUCUAUCCUA
This is a messenger RNA of Perca fluviatilis (European perch), 610 nucleotides long. Its product is annotated as cystatin-B-like. Gene Ontology annotation, molecular function: cysteine-type endopeptidase inhibitor activity. NCBI's taxonomy places the organism in Eukaryota, Metazoa, Chordata, Actinopteri, Perciformes, Percidae. The transcript has 3 exons. The coding region runs from base 61 to 372 and encodes 103 amino acids. Gene Ontology annotation, cellular component: cytosol. The record is from RefSeq and is a predicted model, not a curated record.